AUGAAAGUCAUCACCGCCAACUUUGUCACCUGCUCCGUCAAGGACUGCAAGACCUCAGCAGCCUCUUUUCCUCUUCACUUUCACGACGCUGAACUUGAGCAAUUAGAAGUGGACCUUCAGCCGGAAUUUAUUCGGAAUAUUCUUCCCCGCAUCGAUUGGGAGAGUCUACGAAUCACAGCUACAGAGCUUGGCUUCCCUGCCCUCCCCGAAACAAAACCCGAGGGCGAUGCAUUGAACGACGAACAGACACUCAAGGAUCUCCACCGUCUUCUUCUAGAAACGUCAGUCGUGGAGGGUAAAUUGGUGUGUGGGAAUUGCGGACAUCAGUACGUGAUCAAGGAGGGAAUUGCCAAUUUCCUAUUGCCGAGUCACUUGGUGUGA
This is a messenger RNA of Penicillium oxalicum, 381 nucleotides long. Its product is annotated as RNA methylation protein TRM112. Bases 1 to 381 code for a protein of 126 amino acids. Lineage: Eukaryota; Fungi; Ascomycota; Eurotiomycetes; Eurotiales; Aspergillaceae. The record is from RefSeq and is a predicted model, not a curated record. Gene Ontology annotation, molecular function: protein heterodimerization activity. The transcript has 3 exons. Gene Ontology annotation, biological process: tRNA methylation; peptidyl-glutamine methylation; rRNA (guanine-N7)-methylation.